Molecule: messenger RNA, 1938 nt
Organism: Folsomia candida
Lineage: Eukaryota; Metazoa; Arthropoda; Collembola; Entomobryomorpha; Isotomidae
Product: esterase 6
Exons: 10
Coding region: 145-1809 (554 amino acids)
Source: RefSeq, a predicted model, not a curated record
AUCCGUAAUGUGAUAAGAUACAAAAUCAGGUUUACAUGACGGGCCCGAAUAGAUUUUCCUCUUAUUUAGCACCUGUGCAGUAAGCGUCAGUCAGAGUUAAUUGGACCUGUGAACUUUACAUACCCAUCUCAAAAAGUGACUAGGAUGGAAAUAAUUUUCAGAAUUUCUUUGGUUUUGCUUCUACAUUUCUUUGUGGCGACUGAAGCAUCAGAUUCGCCAUUGGUAAAGAUAGCUCAAGGAGAAGUUGAAGGAGUACAUUUAAAAUCCAGAGAUGGGAAAACGUAUUCUGCAUUUAUGGGAAUUCCGUAUGCCAACAAACAGGAAAAAUUUGAGUUAGCAGAACCAGUGUCCAGUUGGGAUGGAAUUAAGGACGCCACAAAAUUUGGAUCUGUGUGCCCUCAAUGGAACUUAUUCAGGAACAAAUUUGAAGGCGAUGAAGAAUGUUUAUUUGUUAACAUCUUUACACCAAACGUGCAUGCAAAUUAUCCUGUGAUGGUAUUCAUCCACGGAGGAGGAUUCUUCUUUGGAAAUUCUAAUGAAAACGGAGCAGACUAUUUCAUGGAUGAAGAAGUUGUCUUUGUAACGAUAAACUAUAGAUUAUCCGCCUUAGGAUUUUUGAGCACCGGAGACAGAGCCCUGCCAGGAAAUCUGGGAUUAAAAGAUCAACGUUUAGCUUUACAAUUUAUUCAACAGAAUAUCAAGUCAUUUGGAGGCGAUCCCAAACGUGUAACUUUAUUUGGCGAGUCUGCGGGUUCAGCAAGUGUAAAUUACCACAUUCUUUCUCCUGGGUCUGCAGACCUAUUUCAAAGCGCGAUUUGUCACAGCGGAUCAUCACUAAAUGCCUGGGCGUUGAGUCCAGAUCCUAAAAUACCGGCUUUUGACCUUGCCAAGAAGUUGAAUUGUCCAACUACCGACUCUGCUGGGUUGAAAAAAUGUUUAAAAUCUAAAUCUAUCAAUGAAAUAUUGAAACAUUCAAUAGUUGAGAAUCCACUAGAAAAUUUGGUAAAAUUCGCACCUGUCGUAGAACUACCAAGUCCGCACGCUGUUAUUACCGAGCAUCCGGAAGUGCUUUAUAAGACGGGACGAUUCAACAAGGUGCCACUGGUUAUGACCAUUUGUGAAAAGGAAGGACUCCUCAUCAAUUCUGGGCUGAUCAUGAAAGAUGAAAAAUUGCUUGCUGAAGUCAACGACGAAUGGAUGGAGCACGCACCCUCAUAUUUCCUAUACGAUGACCCCAACGUUUCUAAAGACGCUAAAGAUAUCAUUUCCAAAAGAAUUUACAAGUUUUAUUUCGGCGAUAAGAAAAUAUCGCAAGAAACGUUUGACAAUUUAACAAACCUUUACUCCGAUAGCUUUUUCAUUCACGAAAUUCGAAAUACUAUCCUACUCCAUGCCAAGCAUGCACCAGUUUACCCAAUCAUUCUGGGGUUUGAGGGGUACGAAUGGUCACAACUGAUGCGAUUUGGUUAUGAAAAGCCACUAGGAAUGACCCACGCAGACGACCUGCCAUUUCUCUUCAAUUAUGAGUUGUACCCUAAAUUUGUACCGAAAUCUUUUCCUGAAACGACAUCAAAAUAUUUUGUUAAGGCCUGGGUCACAAUGGCCACGCAGGGGAAUCCAAAUAUUAACCAGCAAGUGGAAGGAUGGGCUCCUGUGAGUAAAGAUGAAAUCAAGAAGGGAAAACUCAAGUGGCUUUUGGCUAAACGGGUCCCAAAAAUUAUUGAAGAUCCAUUUUACGAGAGGAUGAAUAUGUGGGAUAAAGUUAGCAAGAAGUUAAAGGCACAAAAGAAGAAGAGGGAUGAAUUGUAAAUUCGUGUCACACCCAAAAAGUCGAUGAAUUUACAGUACCUUUACAAGAAUUUUACAAAAAUGUUUAAUAAAACCCUGGUAUAUUUAUUGCGUCCAAAAAUAAAACCUUUUAAUAAUUCAAAGUAAUAA